Messenger RNA from Anopheles funestus (African malaria mosquito), 1361 nucleotides. RefSeq names its product retinol-binding protein pinta (gene pinta). The record is from RefSeq and is a predicted model, not a curated record. The transcript has 5 exons. Bases 400 to 1239 code for a protein of 279 amino acids. Gene Ontology annotation, cellular component: membrane. Gene Ontology annotation, molecular function: phosphatidylinositol bisphosphate binding. NCBI's taxonomy places the organism in Eukaryota, Metazoa, Arthropoda, Insecta, Diptera, Culicidae.
UGGAACUUGCGUAGUAGAAAAAAAGACCAUGCUACUGUGAUGAAAUCGUAGUAGCAUGCGUAUUGUUCAGCACUGAAUCAAAGAUUGAAAUGCCCAUUUGCCCCGGUAACGGUUGGCACACGUGCAAAGCAAGAACAAGUGGAGUGAGAUAACAAUGAACUCUUUGUGGUGUAGUGAAAUAACACUCUGUAGUUGAUUUGUCGUUAUCGCCGGCCCGUUAUCAAACCAUUACGAUACACCUAGAUCGUUCGGUGCCCGCUUCUAGACGAAGCGUUUCAGAUUAGAACGAACUCGCCCGUCGACCGAGGACGCCGCACAGUGUGAAUCUUUCCCCGCGUUUGUUGGACGAGUGAUCAGUGCCCUUUCGAUGCAGUGAACCGUUCAAAGUGGGCCACCAGCAUGAAGUCGGAACAACGCACCACAAUCGGGGAAACCGUGUUCGUUGGUAAUGGUGUAGAGGAAACGGACGAACUUCGGGCCACCAGUAUUGAAACAGUGAAACAAUGGCUGCUAGACGAACGGCCCGAACUCGAGAUCCCAGAGGAAUCGAGAUUGAUUUUGUACUUUCUGCGUACGACCAAGUAUGACAUCGAUAAAACAAAGCGGAAGCUAAUGACAUUUCUCAAGAACAGAGAAAAGUUAACGGAAUGGUUUAAGGAUCGCGAUCCAUUUCGAUCGGAAAUACAGGAACUGCUAGACAUUGGAGUGUUUUUGCCGCUGCACGAGAAGGAUUCGCUUAACCGACAGGUUGUGAUUGUCCGCACGUCGGCGCACGAUCCCAGCAAACACAAGCAGGACGAUGUGUUCAAGGUGGAUAAGAUGAUACUGGAUCUACUGAUGUACCUCGACGAAACGGUUUCCAUACACGGUGUGGUAGCCAUCUUCGAUAUGCAGGGCGUCACGCUUGGGCACGCACUGCAACUAACUCCGUCCAUGAUCAAGAAAUCCGUCGAAAGCUGGGAGAACUAUCCCUGCAAACCGAAGCUGCUCGAGUUCGUUAACGUACCUGUGCAUGUGAAUAUCGUGCUGAAUGUGUUUAGAAGUUUUAUGAGUCCAAAGAUGAGAGAGCGGGUUUCCAUCUCGCGCAAGGGUUCGUCGCUGGAUCGUUCGGUUACAUUGCCCCUCGAACUGGGCGGUAAUGGGAAAAGUUACUACGAGCUUGCAGAACACUGGAAGCAAACGGUUCAGGACAACGUAAGGUUUUACACUAAAAUGGAAGAGAAUGUGUUCCACUUAUGAGCUGAAGAGAUAAUAUAGAUUUUGGUCACUUUAACAUAACUUAGGGCUUACCGUGUGGCACUUACGUAAAUAUUAGUUUUAGUUCUGUCGAUAUUGACAUUUAAAAUAUAGGGUUAAUCAUA